Molecule: messenger RNA, 1219 nt
Organism: Theileria parva strain Muguga
Lineage: Eukaryota; Apicomplexa; Aconoidasida; Piroplasmida; Theileriidae
Product: Hsp20/alpha crystallin family protein
Exons: 3
Coding region: 600-1211 (203 amino acids)
Biological process (GO): protein complex oligomerization; response to hydrogen peroxide; response to heat
Source: RefSeq, a predicted model, not a curated record
CUCGAUGUAGAAUAAUAAUGCCUUUUAUUAUAAAAUAAAUGAAGUAAAGAUUAACUAAAUGAUAAUAGGAGGAGGAUUAAAUGGGAAUAAGAAGAAAAUUUUGGAGCUUCGAGGAAAAGAAGGGGAAGAUUGAUUUCAAUUUAGGAGAAGGUUAAAGAAUCAAUUUUUAUUAUAAAUUUUGUGAAAUAUGUAAUUUUAAAUAUUAAAAAGUAAUUUAAGGAAAUUAAAUAAAUUUAAUGAUAAAAGCGUGUAAAAUCUUUUCCAGCUAAUUUGCUCUUAAAUUUUAAAUUUUUUUAAAAAAUAAACUUAAAACCAUUCAAAUGCAAUGUUAAUUAAGGUUUGGAGUCUAAAGGAAGGCGAGAAGGUAAAAUGUGUAAAAUUGAUGUCAAGGAUGGUGCACAGUUGAAAUGUAUGCAUGGGCCUUUGCAUCUCAGAAUUAGAAUUAAAAUAAUUAAAUUUGUUGUUUUUUGUUGCUUUUGUAAAAUUUUGUAAUUUCAGUAAUUAGUUUGUGACUAAUUUCUUUUUUCCAUUAUUACUAUUCCUGUGUAACUUUUUAUCUGGAGUCAACUGAGUCACGUUUCAACAAGCCAAAUAAUAAAAUGAGUUGCAUUUUAAAGUGUAAUGACACUAACGACGAAAUUAUUGUCGGCGAUAUCGAUAACUACAACAACAAAACAUACGAUUACGUAGAGAAACCUUCAGUAAUGUAUAAACCAAGUACAGUGGUACCUCCGAAUAAUAUUCUCGAGAUCACACCACCAAAGGAUUUGGAAUAUCCAAUUACCUUUUAUCCCACUGUCGACACUUUCUUUGAUAAGGAUAAUAACAAUUUGGUUACUCUCAUGGAGCUUCCUGGAUUUCCUAUUUCUGAUAUUGAAAUUAAUAUCGGUGAUGGUGAAAUGAUUGUUUCAGGCCCUAGACCUAAGGAAGAGUUGUAUGAGAAAUUUGGAGAGAAUUUGAAUAUCCAAAUCAGAGAAAGAAAGGUUGGAUACUUUUACAGGCGUUUCAAACUUCCAAAUAAUGCCAUGGAUAAUACUGCAAGUGCAUGUUAUGAUAAUGGUAUCUUGAGCAUUAUUAUUGAAUGCUCCCAAUUCAAUCCCAUCAGACGUCUUGAAAUUACCAAUACUCCAAACUACUUUAUCAAUAAUAAAAAAAACAACAUCAACAAAAUUAACUCCAACAGCAUUGAUAAUAAUAAUGAUCAAAAUUAAUCUCCUUC